AUGCCCAAGAAAGCACAAAGUAAACGCACUUCACUGCAUAAGAAGUAUAAGAUCCAGAGAAAGGUCAAUGAGCAUCAUCGUAAGCUAAGAAAGGCCCAGAAGUUGGCACCAUCUGUCAAUAAGACCAAGAAGGACCCAGGUGUACCAAACCUUUACCCAUUCAAGGAGGACUUGCUUAAUAGGAUCGCCCAACAAAAGGAGUUGAUCGCUGCUGAGAAGAAGGCAAAGAAGGAGCAGAGGAGAGCACAGACAAAGGCUGAUCAGAUGGCCGAGAUGGUGAAGGAUGUAAACAAGCGUGAGAAGGACUUUAACCGCAAACAGAAGGAUCAGGAGGCUGAUCAGGAGGACGAAGUCAUGCACUCGGCUCGUGGUGAGCGCGACAACUCGCUCAGAUCAUUCUAUCGCGAGGUCAAGAAGGUCAUUGAAGCUGGUGAUGUCAUCCUCGAGGUGCUCGACGCUCGUGAUCCCAUGGGAUGUCGUUGUCUCGAGAUCGAGAAGAUGAUCCUCGAGCGUUACCCAAACAAGAAGAUUGUCUUUAUCCUCAACAAGAUUGAUCUUGUUCCAAAGGAGAAUGUAUUGAUGUGGCUCAAGUACUUGAGGAACUUCUUCCCAACAUUGGCCUUUAAGUGUUCAACUCAACAACAGAAGCGUAACUUGGGUCAUUCGAACGUGGCCCCAACAGCCGCCAACGAGAAGUUGCUCGAUGGCUCAGAGUGUCUGGGAGGCGAAGCCCUGCUGCAGCUGCUCAAGAACUACAGUAGAUCAUUGAACAUCAAGACCAGUGUUGCCGUCGGCAUCAUUGGCUACCCCAACGUCGGCAAGAGCAGUUUGAUCAACAGUUUGAAGCGCGCUCGUUCCGUCAGUGUGGCGCCCACACCCGGCCACACCAAGGUCGCCCAAGAGGUCCAUCUGGACAAGAACGUCAAGCUGCUCGACUCGCCGGGUAUCGUGCCCAUCCGUGGCGAGAUCGAUGCCAACGUCAUCCUGCGUAACGUCGUCAAGGUCGAGAAGAUUGAGGACCCCAUCGGACCAGUCGACGCCAUCAUCGAGCGCUGCAGCAAGGAGCAACUGCUCAGAAUAUACAAGAUCGCCUCGUUCAAGACCACCACCGAGUUCCUGACGCUGAUCGCCGAGAAGCGUGGCAAGGUUGUCCGUGGAGGUAUUGCCGACCUCAACUCGGCCGCCCUGUCUGUGAUUCGCGAUUGGACUGGAGGCAAGAUCCCCUUCCACACCCUGCCGCCCAAGGACUCAUUCAACAUUGCCUCCAAGAUCGUUGACUCCUUUGCCAAGGAGUUCAACAUUGACCAGUCCAGCGAGCUCGACACCCUGUCAAGCAACCACGACAUGAGUGCCUCCGUGGCAUCCACCGCCCAACAGAGCUAUAUCGACACCUCCAUGUUUGACGACGACGAGGAGGACGAGGAGGACGACGAGGAGGAGAUGGAGGAGGACGAUAUGGAGGACGAGGACGAAGAGGAAGACGACAACGAGGAUGAUGGCGAGGAGGAGUUAGAGGACGACGAUGAGAUGGAUGAUGACACUACCGCUCAGCUGAUAGCGCUACAGAAGCAGGCACAGAUGAAGCCAAAGGAGCUGCAGCAGGCAGCCAUGAAGGGCAAGAAGCAGAACCUGAGGGACGAGAACGAUCAGUUCAAUCCACAGACCAACAAACAGAUCAAGAAGCAGAUGAAGAAGCAGAAGAAGAAGUUUGGCACUAUCUCGGACGCCUCUGAGGACUACUCCUUCGAGACCGACUUUUACGGCAACCUUGGCGACGAUGCUGAUAUUGUUGACGACGAGGACGACAUUGAUGAAGAGGCUGUCUUUUAA
Molecule: messenger RNA, 1830 nt
Organism: Acytostelium subglobosum LB1
Lineage: Eukaryota; Evosea; Eumycetozoa; Acytosteliales; Acytosteliaceae
Exons: 4
Coding region: 1-1830 (609 amino acids)
Cellular component (GO): nucleolus
Molecular function (GO): GTP binding
Source: RefSeq, a predicted model, not a curated record